CUACAGUAACUAUUUGCACCACAUCACGCCUUUUGCUGCUCUUGCUCACUUGCGUACGGAGGUUUUGUUUAUUUAUACAUUUAUCCAGGUUAUCCACGUCAGCGAUGGACUCUGAGUUUUCCGAUACCAAAAAAACCUUUGAUAAGUCUCAAUGGAGACAGAAGAAGUACAGCCAUAAAACUAAGGUGCAACAGUUUGAAGAAAGACGUCGUAAGGCAGCCCUUCACAAAUAUUACAAAGAGCUGAAGAAAUCACAGGUUGAUGUUUCCCACCGCAAACAAGAAUCGAGUGUGUCUGGAGGGGAUUCGAAGAAAUUGCAUCGGGAAAGCAAUCCAUAUGAGAAAGCUAAACAAGAGUUGGAGAGACGGAAAAAAGAGAAAGAGCUCCUUAUUGCUGAAAGGGCUAAAGAGAAGGUGGAGCGUGAAGAUGCCUUACAAAAAUACAAGAAGGAUAAAAUUAGGAAGUACAUGAAGUUAAAGAAGAAAACAAAGAAGGGUCAGCCUGUUAUGGCUGGGCGAAUGGAACUAUUGUUAGAAAAAAUUCAGAAAAACAUAGGUACUUGAAUUUGGUAUGUUUGUGUGUAGAGAUUUAUUAUUAAUUAACCUGUGAUAUAUUGUUUAUGGCAGAGGCGAAGUUUUAGGCCUUGAAGGAAUGGAUGUUAAUUUAUAAAACUCACUACUUUUUCAAAUCUUUAUUUCAUGGUAAAAAAUUAAAUAAUUACAGCUACUUAAA
Molecule: messenger RNA, 732 nt
Organism: Frankliniella occidentalis (western flower thrips)
Lineage: Eukaryota; Metazoa; Arthropoda; Insecta; Thysanoptera; Thripidae
Exons: 3
Coding region: 105-563 (152 amino acids)
Cellular component (GO): nucleus
Source: RefSeq, a predicted model, not a curated record